Messenger RNA from Lineus longissimus, 3279 nucleotides. Its product is annotated as spindle assembly abnormal protein 6 homolog. The transcript has 14 exons. The record is from RefSeq and is a predicted model, not a curated record. The coding region runs from base 191 to 2140 and encodes 649 amino acids. Gene Ontology annotation, biological process: centriole replication. NCBI's taxonomy places the organism in Eukaryota, Metazoa, Nemertea, Pilidiophora, Heteronemertea, Lineidae. Gene Ontology annotation, cellular component: centriole; centrosome.
UCGUGCAAGUUGAAGUCAAAUAAUCAAAUAUUUCUCCCUAACCUGUUUCAUGAUUUCAAAGAUAUAUACACGUACUUCAUUGUCUAUGUUUAAAGAUACCAGAACGCCUUAAAAUAUUCGUUUUUAGCAGAAAGACCACUUCUAAAACAGCGUUUGAAACCUACAAAAAUAUAGAACUGAACAAAAAAUCAUGGCGGACGUGUUAUUUUCUAAAAAACUUCCAGUUGUAUUGAAAAGUGCUGAUCGAGAGGACAGAAACACUCAUAUCAAAAUCAGUGUUGAAGUUCAGGUCCAUACAGCUCCAUUGCAUAGAAAGGAAUUGGUUGUCAGACUGACAGAUGAAAGUGACUUGUUUUUCUUGUACACUCUGAAACUUGGUGAAGAGGAUUUUCAAAGUUUGAAAUGCCAGCAAGGACUCCUUGUAGAUUUUGGUGCAUUCCCUCAGAAAUUCAUUGAUUUGCUUGAGCUGUGUCUUCAGGAAGAAAGAAGAGAAAGCCCCAAGUACCUGCUACAGUUCCUUUGCCCUGCAAUAUCCGGCUCCGAUAAAGACACCUGGGCUUUGAAUGUCGUCGAGACAAACCCUUUCAAACAUCUGACGCACUUGUCGCUGAGAUUUCUCCCGGGGAAAGAUAAUGACGUCAAGAAGUACCUGGCCGAUUGUCUCAAGAUGGCGAAGGACCAGAUCUCCAGCUUGCAAGGAAAACUGGAGACCACGGAAUGCUCGCUCUCAGAGAAACUAUUCCAAACUCAGCAGGCCCUGUCGGACAAGACACAGCAGUACGAUGCCAUGAAAUUAGAACUGUCAUCAACAACGAAUGACAUGAAUGCUAAAUACUCACAGCAGGCGGCUAUGGAGAAAGAAAAAGCAGUUGAGGCCCAUCAGCAAUACCAGCAACGCUGUGAGCGAGAAAAGAGGGAACUGGAACAAGCUCACUUGAAGAUCGUAAAACAGAUGGAAGCAAAGAUCUACGACUAUGAAUCAGUCAACAAGGAACUUACUGACAAACGUUAUAAACACGAAUCCCACAUCCGCGAACUGAAGUCUAAGCUUGGUAGUCUCGAAGAGGAGUACCACCGGGCUAAACAGGAAUUAAACGCGCUCCGGAAAGACAACGCUAGUCUCGAUGCCGACUUUCACGAGCAAGAGAAAUUAAUCAAUCAGCUACGAACGAAGGUUGCUGUGACUGAGCAAGAGACUAGAGAUAAAGACCAAGUGAUGAGCAAGGCGCAAGAAUUACUCCAAUCUGAGCAAGAACAAAGGAAAAAAUGCGAAGAUGAUCUUGAGCGGAGACAGAAACAGAUCGGAAAGAUGGAGACUUCCAUCAAAUCCAUGUCGGAGGAGUUGGUGAAGGGAAAUGAAAUCAUUAAGAAAUUACAAGGAGAAAUUAGAAACUAUCAUGCCAAGGUGAAGCUUCGUAACCAGAUCACAACCGAGCAGGAGAAGUUACUUGGUGAGAAAGAGCAAGAGUUGGAGAAACUUCGCCAGGAUUAUCGUUUGUCGCACGACACAUUACGGGUGAAAGAAGAUGAGAAUUCGAAAUUGUCUGAAUCUUUAGAAAGUACAAUGCGGAAACUGGAGGAAAGUAAACAACUGUUAAAGACCAAUGAAAAUGUAAUAAAUUGGUUGAACAAACAAAUUACUGAGAAUCAGCUUUCCCAUCAAAGACAUAUGCCUAUGGAGAAUGCAGCAAUCAGUUAUAAACCACCGAAUUUGAUGAAUGGUCCAUCUAUUGGAGGCAGUAUAUCGAGGAUGACGAAUGAUACCUUGUCGCCGGGAUCCACAGCUCCUCUGACGAGACAUUAUAGCAGCUCCUUAUCUUCCCAGUUGGGUCUUGGCCGAGAGCGUCGCACAAACGUCCCGUUAUCAGCUACUAAGCCGAGCACCAUCAAUGAGGAAUCCGGCUCUGCUGCUUCAUCUCCCUCAUCGCAAAAAGAAAAUGAAGCCCCGUUUUUGGAUGCCAAGUACCUGUCACGUGGUGACGGUGCCCCUCUCAGAGAGAAAGGCCAGCGAUCAUCCUCCCCAUCUACAGUUCAGGGCAACCAACAGCUUUUGAAGUCUCAACCGAACAGCAUGGCAAGACCCAUGGCAAAUAAAGUUGUACCGUCAGCUUAUUUUCCGACUCAGGCUAAGGUUUCCUAGUUGGUAUAAUCGGACAAGGUUCCAAGGAAACAUGAAAUGGACGGUGAUAAGUUGUUUUAACAUCCUGGCAUGUUGGAACUUUAAAAGAUUUGGUGUACAUGUAGUGAUGAAGAAUGGGGUUUGAAGGGUAUCCUCCUACCUUUCCUCGAUGGCUAUGGAAUGUACUUGUAGUUCGCUGAUGUGAACCGAAAAUACAUGGGCUUGGAGGAUUUUUUUUCAGAUGCUGGGCAUUUGAAAUGUAUAGAAUUAUAUUCAGUAGAAGUAGGAAAUGUAUGUUGAAGUGUACAUAUGUACAUAGUUAUGUUUUGAAGCAAACUUCUUCAAGGGGACUAACAAACCAACGAGUUUGUGUGUUCCACACAAAUUGCGACUUAAAUAUUGAAUAAUAAAAUGCCAGUAAACCUGAAUACAGUACUGUACUCAGAUUUUCUGAAUACUUUCCUUGGUUAUGACACUGGUCCCGGACAGAGCCCUUUUGCAGGGUAUUAUCUAUCUGUCUGUACCUCCUAUACCUACCUAUGCAAAGGCCUUGACGAGUCUGGUCCAUUUCAAUAUCCGGUUGGCCGGUCUGUGUUCGACUGACCAGUGCGGUAUACAGUUCUUUGUUGUGUUCCUUAAUGAACAUUUUAUUUCAAGACUUGGAUGUACAUGUAUGAAAUAUCUAUGUUGUAAAUAUCAAAUGUAGCUAUAUGUAUGACACCACUUACAUGUAUGGCAUAAUGCGUAAUGUCACCCCAUAAGACGUUUUGAAAAUCUAUGAAACUGGUGUGCAAAGAGACGAGAUAUUUUGGCUUUUUCAGCAGGUCUUUUUUACUCGUAAAAAAUAUUUCUCUUCCCUAUUAAAGGCCGUGGCAAUUUGAUAUUUAGUAUAACAGAUUUUUCUUGACAGAUACUUGCUGCUGGCAGAAAAAAUAAGAAUAAGAUACUACUAUCUUGAGGUACUGUAAAGCCAGAUGUAUUUGUGUGCCUUUUAUGUUCGAGUUGACAGGUAAUAAACAUUUGUAAUUACUCCUGUUAAUAUUGGGGUCAAGAAUCCUGUGUUCAUCUGAAAUGACCCUUUUCCUGUAGAUUCAUUGCGCUUCUGGUUCGAAUAGUGUUGAGCACUGUCCAUCGUAACUGGAGGUGAAAAAUUAUUAUAA